Messenger RNA from Arvicola amphibius (Eurasian water vole), 2143 nucleotides. RefSeq names its product chromosome 6 C1orf109 homolog (gene Airim). Lineage: Eukaryota; Metazoa; Chordata; Mammalia; Rodentia; Cricetidae. The coding region runs from base 303 to 956 and encodes 217 amino acids. The transcript is spliced from 5 exons. Gene Ontology annotation, cellular component: cytoplasm; nucleus. The record is from RefSeq and is a predicted model, not a curated record.
AGACUGUAGGGUUUGCGUUUGAGCAUGUGCAAACAGUGCCAAUCGCAGUGUGGCUCUGGGUGUCCACUCAGCUUUGACUAGCCAGGAUUUAGGUUUUCCUGCUGGUUUAGGGACACGACUGGCAAGCUCAAAGAGAGGAGACGAGACUCUGGCUCCAGACGCCUCUUCGAAGAGAGCCAGGCUCCAGGGACUCGCAGUCUAAGGCAGAAGAUUUCCCUGUUCUGAAGAAACCUCUUCUGAAGACUUCCAGGACCCCCCUUCCUGAGGUGAGAAGCAAGAGUCCUUCCCGGAGAGAGCUGAAGAUGGCUCAAGACCAGCCUUUGCUGGCCAUGCAGGAGGUCCUGAGGAAGUGCUUCCCCGUGGUGGAGCAGCAGCAGGGCCUAUGGCAGAGCACUCUGCAGGACUGCUCGCCUCUCCUGUCCUCUCUCAGCAACCUGGCAGAGCAGCUGCAGGCUGCACAGAACGUGCGCUUCGAGGAUGUGCCUGCCCUUCGUCCCUUCCCGGAUUUACAGGAGCGGCUGAGGCGCAAGCAACUGGAGGCUGGCGACAUUGCCCUGGACAAGCUAGCUGACAGGCUAGCCACCCUCCUCAGGGUUCGUGACACCGUCAGCAGCCAUGUGGAGCGGGUGUUUCAGACCUAUGAGCAACACUCGGCUGCGCUUGACAUGGACGCUGUCCUGCGGCCCUCGGUUGUGAGCCCCUCUGUGGCUGACAUGUUGGAGUGGCUGCAAGACAUCAACAGACAUUAUCGAAGCUCGUACCUGAAGAGAAAGUACCUCCUCUCCUCCAUCCACUGGGGAGACUUGGCCAGCAUCCAAGCACUGCCUAAAGCCUGGGACCAAAUUUCAGAAGACGAAUGCCAAAGCUUUGUGCCAGAUAUCUUGGUGAGUGUCUCCUUCUUCCUGGAGGAGCCAGGAAGCUGCACAGUGACUGGAGAUGUGGAGCCUCGCAGCUGAGGGCUGCUGUUGCCGCCUUCGGCUGUCUCGAAGUGAGCAUCAGCGCUUCAGCCAACGCCUCCAAAAUACCAGUGCCGACGGUAGAGGUCCCUACGGCUUCUCCGUGCUAGGCCAUGGCCAAGGGUCCAUGGCCACUGCACUGCAGCUCUGGGAAGUGGAUAGGGCCAGAGGAAAAAGGAAAGGCAGCACUGAUAAACAGUGUCCAUCUCCAUCGUUAGGCUUGAAGCGGCAUGGAAAGAAAGAACCAGGAGAUGAAGAUCCAUGGCUGCCUCUGCGUCAGCUGAAGUACUUUAGCUGCUCAGGUCCUGGUUAUGUAUAGUCUGAGUCCUCAGUGGUUUAAAGAUCUGAGUGGGUCUGGGAGUGCAGGGCAGCAGCAGUGUGUGUGUUGGGGUGGGCAACAUGAAGACCCUGGAUUCAAAUCUCUUGCACACCCAAAGAAGGGAGGAACUGAAGGAAAGGGAGCAUUUAAAAUGUUUACCCCUUUACAGUACAUCAAACCAGUUUUCAUUUCCAAAACUAGCCACCAGGGGGAGACAGUGCCACGUGAGCAGUUCUGAAUGCUUUGUCCUUGAGAGGUCCCUGUUGCUGUUAAAAGUAGCUGAGGGCCAGGACUAUCCCACCUGCCCCUAGAGAGGCCAUCUCUGUGAUUUUGAGAUCAUCCUGGAGUACACAUAGCUCCAGACCAACCAAGGCUACAUAACGAGACUCUGUCUCAGAAAAGGGAAAGAUGUUAGCUGAGAAUAGUGACUCCCCAGUUGCCAGGCUUGAGUCUCAUGUGACCUUUCAUUGGCUACAUUCUUCUGGGUUUGGAGUGACUGGCCAGGUAGGAGAAUACGCGCCAGCUGUGAUCGUUAGUUUUAAUUGUUCGUUUGACACAUAUAGUCACCUGGGAAAGGAGUCUCAAUGAGGAAUGUUCUAGAUUUGGUUGGCCUGCAGGCAGGCCUGCAGGAUUUUCUUAAUUGAGGUGAGAAGAGCCAUCCCGAAUGUGGGUGGCAUCAUUUCAUGGGCUGGGCCCUAGAUCACAUGAGAGAGAGAGCAGGCUGAGCACCAGCAGGCAUGCACUAAGCCAUUGCUCUUGACCGUGGGUGUCAUGUGACCAGCUGCUUCAGGUGCUUGCCACCUUGACUUCCCUGCAGUGAUGUACUGUCCCCUCAGAUUACGAGCCUAAUAAACCCUUUCUCCUUUCA